Ambispora gerdemannii is the source of this 1680-nucleotide messenger RNA. The record is from the annotation of a GenBank genome assembly. NCBI's taxonomy places the organism in Eukaryota, Fungi, Glomeromycota, Glomeromycetes, Archaeosporales, Ambisporaceae.
AUGACAACUUCUUGCAGUAAUAUUCGUGUGGUAGUCGGCAUCGAUUUUGGCACAACAUAUUCAGGGUUCGCAUAUGCUAACGUGGCGAACCCCGAAAAAAUUGAAACAAAUGAAACAUGGCUUGAAAGGAAGGGUGCAUUCAAAACCAACACAGUGAUUCGAUACGAUGAAAACUUUGAAUUGAUUCAAUGGGGUCUACCAGCAUUAGCUGAGAAAAUCAACAAAAAGAGCAAAAACUCGAAAUCCGAUAAUUCCCAUAAAAUUGCUGAAUUAUUCAAAUUACAUAUUGGGGAAAUACCUUAUGAACAUAAACCGCCAUUACCCUCAGGCUUGAAUCCUAGAAAAGCAAUAACCGAUUAUUUGCGAGAAAUGGGAAAGAUCAUGAAGAGCACAAUAUCUGCUCGGUGGCCGGGGUUGAUUUAUUAUCAACACGUUCGUGUCAUCCUCACUGUACCUGUUGAAUAUGACGAAGGAGUUCGUGCUAUCAUGCGGCAAUGUGCCUUCGAUGCUGAACUUAUACUUACACUUGAAUCAGAAAAUUUGGAAUUUACGACAGAGCCUGAAGCUGCUGCGCUCUACUGUCUCGAAAACUUAAAUGAACAUCCGUUGAAAGUCGGAGAUUCAUUUUUAGUGAUAGAUUGUGGCGGCGGCACGGUAGAUUUGACAGUUCGUACUAUUCUCCCCAAUUCGAAAUUAAGCGAACUCACAGAAAGUACCGGAGAUUUUUGCGGCUCUACAUAUGUCGACAAAGCAUUCAAACAUUUUAUUGGCACUAAAAUCGGAAGAUCAGCUCUUAAAUUGAUGGAGGAAAAACAUUAUCCUCAGUUCCAAUAUUUGAUUCAAUAUUUCUGCACGGAUGUAAAGCUUCCAUUCGAUGGCGAUGAAAGAAACUGGCGGAAUAAAGAAAUUGAUCUGGAAGAAAUUUGUCCCAUUCUCUUGCAAUAUGUUAAAGGGGAAGAAAGAGAAGAGUUAGAAGAAUGUGAAUGGGUUAUCGAAUUAGACUUCCAGACGGUUAAAUAUUUCUUUGACCAAGCCAUUGAAAACAUUUUAAAGCUAAUUCGUCAACAACUGACCAAGUCGGAAAAGAAUAUUUCCGCAAUCUUUUUGGUUGGAGGGUUUUCUGAAUCCAAGUAUCUAAUGCAUUGUGUUCGACAGGAAUUUAAUCGCCAAGUCUCGUAUAUUUCAGUCCCGUCUUACCCAGUUACCAGUAUUGUCAAAGGAGCCGUUACAUAUGGUCUGAGAAUGGAUGCAAUUAAAACACGUGUACUCAGAAAAACUUACGGGAUCGAGCUUUACCGCAAUUGGACUCCCAAUGAUCCAAUCGAAAGAAAGGAAGUUAUAGAUGAUCAAGAGAAAAUGUUAUUUUUUAAAAGAUUAGCUAAAAAAGGGACUGAGGUUGAUGUAGAUCAAGAAUUCAAAAAUACAUCUUGGCCAACCUUUCCAAAUCAGAAAAUUUCAUCUUUUAAAUUAUACACUACUAGUGAGAACGAUGGAAAACAUUGCGACGAUCCAGGGAUGAAGUUAUUUGGAAGACUCGGUUUGGAAUUGCCUGACGUUAACCUUGGUAUCAAUCGUCCGGUCGAGUUCACUUUAACUUUUGGUAAAAUGGAAACGCGUGUUUUUGCACGAGACCUCAUAUCGGAAACAACUGCUAAGGCAACCUUUAAGCUAGAAUUAUAA